GGGGCAGAGGUCAUCAUAACAACCGUUGAAUAGUGCGGUGAUAAUAGCAAUUACCUUGUUAAAUGUGUGUGUGUGUGGCUGUUAAGACACUGUAAUUAGCUUAUCAUGGACUACACUAAUACCCAUCCUGGGGGUCAAUGGCUGGACGGAUUUUAAUUUUUAUACCUGAUUUACCUGACGGCCACUAACCCCUGAGGGACCUCGAGGAGAACAGGAAGCCGGCGGCUUGUCGAAGCGUUUUUACCUUGAUGGUCUUUUUCCAGGAGUAGCACUGCUGUGCAUACACGAGGUGUUAAGGAGAGAUCAAGAAAAUUAAAAUGUCUCCCAGAAACUUAUUACUUCUCUCCAACUCCACUGUCCACGGCAGCGGGUACUUGGAGUGGGCCGCACAGCAUAUCGAGGAAUUUUUAACCAGCCACAAUGUGAAGCGGGUGUUGUUUGUGCCAUAUGCCUUACGCAAGAUGGACAAUUAUGCUGAGACGGCUCAUAAAAAAUUUACAUCUUGGGGAUUUGAAUUAGAUAGUGUGCACAAGGCUGAAGAUCCAGUUGCUGCAGUCAAUAAGGCUGAAGCCAUAUUUAUUGGUGGAGGUAAUACCUUCCAGCUUCUCGCCUCACUCUAUGACAACAAGCUGGUGGAACCUAUCCGCAAGAGAGUAUUGCAGGAUGGAAUUCCUUAUAUUGGGAGUAGUGCUGGCACCAAUGUGGCAACAGUAAGCAUCAACACUACCAAUGACAUGCCCAUCAUCUACCCUCCAAGCUUCAGUGCUCUGGCUCUAGUGCCAUUCAACAUCAACCCUCACUACAUUGAUGCAGAUCCAUCAAGCAAACAUAAAGGGGAGACUCGAGAAGAAAGAAUCAACCAGUACCAUGAGGUACCAGACACACCACCAGUACUUGGCUUGCGUGAAGGAUCGCUACUGCACGUGACGGAACAGGCAGCUCUUCUCAAGGGUUUGCACCCAGCUCGACUUUUUAGACCUGGGAAGCUGCCCGAAGAAUUUCCACUUGGUACAGACUUCUCGUUCCUGUUGAAUUAACAUCAGAAAAAAAUUGUUACAAGGUGAUGUCUAAAGUAAAUGUUUCUGAUCAGUGUAAUUUUUUUAUAAUAAGUGCAGUAUACAGGUAAUUGUUUUUUAACAGUAAAUAACUACAGUAUGCAGGGGAAAACAAGGUGGGUUCUUUAGUGGGAGGUGUGGAUCAGAUACUUGCACACAGAUAAUUGUAGGCAGUUCUAGAUUUGCACACAAGUUUCGUCCAUGUAAAACCGUGGAACUCAGACUUUCAGGUAUAUGGAACAAUUAUGGGAAAAAUAGGCCUAUGUUCCAGAAACAUGUAAAAGUAAAAUUUUCAUUCUAUUCAAUAAAAUACCUUAUUUAAACAUUAAUAUGCAAUGACCUCUGCUUUCCUGCAACAAAUACAACAUAAUGACAGUCGAGAAAGCUUGGGAUGUAAAAAUAUGCAAGAAUAUAAUCCAAAAAUUUGUGAAACAAAAGAAUGUGGAGUAUGCUGACAAACUACCAAGAAUGUGAUAUACAUGCAAAUUAGCAUAGCUAAUGCAAGCCCAAUCUAAGUACUAUUGAAACUCCCCCAGCACUUCAAAAUUUGGUUUAAAAGUCCUUAUCCAUAUACCAUUGAAUUCACACACUCGAAAACCUUGCAAAUCAAUGACUACCUGUACUGUAGUAGGAAAAGCAUACACAUGUACAGUAUAAGGCAUACUCUGUAUGGUAUUUUUGGACUUUGAGAAAACAUGUGACAAAGUUAAUAGGAAGUACAUGAUUGAAUUUUGGAAUUACACAGGUUGAGACUGGAUUAUUGCAUAAUAUCAUGUAUCAUUCACACUAAUCUUCUGGUCUCACAUUCUAGGCAGUGGGUCGGGCCACAACACCCCAGCUUCACUGUGUUUUAAGAGGUUCUUUUGAUUAUAUUUAUGCAUCAUUGCAUAUUCUAAACAUAGUGGGCAUCAUUAUGUGGCAAACCUGUGGUUUAAAAUUAGAGGAAACAUUUAAUAUUUGUUUUAAAAGAUAUGUUGUUGAGUACAGUGGAAGCAUUGGACUUCUGGAGGUCUCCAAUAUGUAUCCCUAAUUUGUUCCUAUACUAUAAAGUUUCAUUUGUGUGUGUUCAUAUUUGUAUGCUUUUUGCAAGAAUGUAUUCACAUAAACCGAGGAUCAUCUGGAGAACAUGUGAGCGUGUCAGUGGUGUAAUGCGAGUGAUUAGAUAUUAUUGUAGGAGUGAGCCGGGGUUGUGUUGUUCCCAUAGUUGUAUUUAUGGAUGAGGGUCAUGAUGGAGGUCAGGGAGGGGGGUGAACAUUAGAAAAGGGUGUUAAGUUACCUGCUUGAUAGGGUUCUGGGAGUUCUGCUACUACUCAAGCCUGGCCCGAGGCCAGGCUUGACUUGUGAUAACUUGGUCCAACAGGUUGUAUCUUGGAGUGGCCUGCAGGCCCACGUAUCCACCACAGCUCAAGUUAGUGGAUGAUAAGGAGUAAAUGGAGCUUUUCAAAUGUGAUUUAUGCAGAUAAUGCAGUUGUUUUAGGACACAAUGAUUAUAUUGCCAGGCAGUUACAGUACCUUGCGUUGGUUUUGAAAAUCCCCAUGGCCCAAUCUUUGACUAGGCCUCUGGGUUGGUGGUUUGGCCAGUCAGGUUGUUAGACGCAGCUGCUCGCAGACUAAAAUGUGAAUCACAGCCUGGUUGAUGAGGUAUCCUUUGGAGGUGUUUAUCAAGUUCUAUUUUGAAUACACGUGGAGGUUGUUUUGUUAUGCCCAUGUUUAGAGGAAGUGUGCCAAAAAUUCUUGGGUCCUUGAUGUUGAUAGAGUUCUAUCUUAGUGUCCGUAUAAAAUAUCUGCAUUUAAAUGGGGCUAUUUUGUAUGAGUAUAUGUAGAUUAGUUAAAAACUUGUUGAUGUAUGUGAAGAAAGACUGCUAAAAGUUAAAGUAGAUAAAAGUGAUAGAGAAGAAAACUAUCUGAAAGUAAUCGAUGAAAUCCUGGCAUUGGUUGAUUUGUUCAAGGCUCUGUAAUUGGAAAAAAAAGGGAUUUUGUGCACAAGACAUUGAUACAUAGUUAAUGAAGGAAAGUGGGGUGAAAUAAAGGCCCUGGUUAGGGAGAAUAAGAUCAGGAGAGAGAUUAAUGUAGGAGUAGUAUAGAUGCAAGACACUGGUGUGGCGUGAGCAUGAAGUAUAAGACUUAGGAGAUGUAGAAGUUGAUAGUUUGAGAUGAUUUGUGGUGUUAGGAGGAUUGAAUAAUUAAUGAAUGUCAUGGAAAGAUAGUUUGAUCAAAUAUCAGUAAAUCAUAAGUCAAAGGAGAGUUUAUGGAGAUGGUUUAAUCUUAUUAAGCAAAAGGAUGAUGAUAGUCAUUAAGAGUGUACAGGUAUUUGAAGGUAGGAGAGGUCCAAGGAGGACAGACAUGGUGUGUGAGGAAGAAGGAAAUGUAAGCCACAGACAAGAAAUAAUAGGAAACAAGUUUAGAUGAGAUCAGUUUUAUUUAAAUAUUUAAACAACAAAUUUAAUAAACUUAUAGUGCACUUUACACUAGGUUGUAGGAAGUGAAAUACUACUUUGAGGCUAAAUUACUGUAGUGUCAUUGUUGGUAUUAAGUGAUUCUGCUUCAGUAUGUGAAGUGUGGAACAUGUGCCAAGUGGAUGGGGUAUCCUUUCUUGGUACAGUAUUUUUCUUUUUGCUCCAUUUCUUGAAGCUUGGUGCCUUCUUUAUAUUUUGAAGUGUUUAUGCCUAGCAAAUUAACUUUUAAUACUACUUUAAUUGGUGUUUUGCCUUAGACAGAUACAGUAUACUUAUUCAUGCAGCAUACUUUACUCAGCUAGCAAUCCAGGCAGCAUAACCAACCAGUAGAUGGAUGGAGCUAAAAAUAUAAUUUCCUCACUUUAUACUGCUAUUUUUUUUUAAGAUAUUUAGUAGCUAGUUCAUCAUAUGUAUGUGUACACGUACUGUACAACCAAUAUUGAGUCUGGUUAUAUCAAAGUAUUUACGGUUAACUUUUAUUAUUGUUGGUGAUAUUAAUAAUAGUUGUUAUAGAAUUGCUGUGUCAAUUGUGUUAGGAAGAUUCCUUCAACAUUGCACUCUUUAUAAAUUAAAAUGUACAAAUAUUUUGACUUGUAUGGUAUAGUAAACUAAUUUUGUUGAAGUAAUAAACCAUGUCAGAAGAGAA
Procambarus clarkii (red swamp crayfish) is the source of this 4157-nucleotide messenger RNA. Its product is annotated as alpha-aspartyl dipeptidase. The record is from RefSeq and is a predicted model, not a curated record. Lineage: Eukaryota; Metazoa; Arthropoda; Malacostraca; Decapoda; Cambaridae. Gene Ontology annotation, molecular function: serine-type peptidase activity. Gene Ontology annotation, biological process: proteolysis.